CCCACACUUCUUCUCUCUUAUUUCCUCCCUCCCUCUCAGUGAAUUUCACUAUAUCAGUCCUAACAACGUCGUAAACUUUCCGCUUUCAGUUCUACUAAAGGGAUAUGGAAUACGGCAGAGUCCAACCGUCGGAGCCAGGAGGCUCCUCCAAGCACCACGUGGCGGAAAACCCAUCACUCCCACAAACCGCCACGUCAUCCGCCUCCUCAACCAGCCGCAGCCGCAAGAACAAGCUCAUCCUAAUCUCUCUCCUCUCCGUCGCACUCAUACUCGCGUCCGCCGUCUCCGCAGUCGUCCUAUUCGCCGGCCGCUCCAAAGCUUCGAACUCCGCUGCCUCCUCCGCCCUCCACCGCAAGCCCACGAAGGCCAUCUCAGACGCGUGCGCCAGGACCCGCUUCCCCUCCCUCUGCGUCGACUCCCUACUGGACUUCCCCGGCUCCACCACCGCGUCGGAGCAGGACCUCGUCCACAUUUCCUUCAACAUGACGCUGCAGCGCCUCAGCAAGGCGCUCUACCUCUCCUCCUCCCUCUCCUACCGCCAGAUGGAUCCCUACUCCCGCUCCGCCUACGAUGACUGCCUCGAGCUCCUCGACGACUCCGUCGACGCCCUCUCCCGUGCCCUCACCUCCGUCAUCCCCGGCGCAGCGUCCACGUCCACGUCCGCACAGGACGUACUGACGUGGCUGAGCGCAGCGCUCACGAACCAGGACACGUGCGGGGAGGGUUUUGAGCAAAUCAAUGGCGGCGACGUCAAGAACGAGAUGGACCAGCGGCUCAAGGACUUGUCGGAACUCGUGAGCAACUGCCUCGCAAUUUACUCGGCGAUCGGGGGCGGCGAUUUCUCCGGAGUCCCGAUACAGAACAGGCGGAGGAGGUUGUUAGGUAAUUCCGACAUGGAGCGCGAUAUAAUGGGGGAUAAUGCCAAUGUCUCGCGAGAUUUUCCGAGGUGGUUGGGUAGGAGGGAGAGGAGGUUGCUGGCGGUGCCGGGAUCGCAGAUACAGGCGGAUAUUAUCGUGUCGAAAGAUGGCAGUGGGACGUUCAAGACGAUCGCGGAGGCGAUCAAAAAGGCGCCGGAGUCUAGUUCUCGUCGGACAAUUAUUUACGUCAAAGCAGGAAGGUACGAAGAGAGUAAUUUGAAGGUGGCGAGGAAGAAGACCAACUUGAUGUUCAUCGGAGACGGGAAGGGCAAAACCAUAAUUACCGGAGGGAAAAACGUCGCGCAGAAAGUGACCACAUUCCACACUGCAACUUUCGCUGCUCAAGGAGCUGGUUUUAUUGCACGUGACCUAACGUUCGAGAACUACGCCGGACCGGACAAGCACCAAGCCGUCGCCCUCCGAAUAGGAGCGGACCACGCUGUGGUCUACCACUGCAGCAUCAUCGGAUACCAAGACACAUUUUACGUGCACUCGAAUCGCCAAUUCGUACGUGAAACGGAUAUUUACGGGACAGUGGAUUUCAUUUUUGGCAAUGCGGCUGUAGUGUUCCAAAAGUGUAGCCUCUACGCUCGCAAGCCCAUGGCGAAUCAAAAAAACACGAUCACAGCCCAAAACCGGAAGGACCCGAAUCAGAACACAGGCAUUUCUAUCCAUGAUUGCCGGAUCCUCGCCACUCCGGAGCUCGAGGGUUCAAAGGGUAGCUUCCCGACGUAUCUAGGCCGUCCGUGGAAGUUGUACUCUAGGACAGUUUACAUGUUAUCGUUCAUUGGUGAUCACGUUCAUCCGCGUGGAUGGCUUGAGUGGAAUGGGAAUUUCGCCCUAGAUACCCUCUACUACGGUGAAUACAUGAACUCUGGCCCUGGCGCGGCGGUAGGGCAACGAGUAACUUGGCCUGGGUAUCGGGUUAUUACCUCUCCGGUGGAGGCCGGUAAGUUCACUGUUGCACAGUUUAUAUAUGGGUCGUCAUGGUUGCCGUCCACCGGGGUGGCAUUCUUGGCCGGUUUAUCAGUCUAAAUUACACCGGCGGUAGUUCUUUAGUGGGUAAAUGCUCUUAUUCCCUUGGUAACUGUAAGA
Messenger RNA from Pyrus x bretschneideri (Chinese white pear), 2012 nucleotides. It is a transcript of the gene PME1, whose product is annotated as probable pectinesterase/pectinesterase inhibitor 34. Lineage: Eukaryota; Viridiplantae; Streptophyta; Magnoliopsida; Rosales; Rosaceae. Gene Ontology annotation, molecular function: pectinesterase inhibitor activity; pectinesterase activity. Gene Ontology annotation, biological process: cell wall modification. The record is from RefSeq and is marked provisional.